GCCCCCUCCAUGCAGAGUUGCCUCGCGGCUUUGAUCGAUAGGAAGUCUCCCAGGUUUGACCACAUGACGGGAUCCACUGACUACGGGCUAGACACUUCCAACCGAAAUAUUGUCCCUGCCGAGUCUGUUCCGAUUGUAUCGCCUUCUUGAAAGCAUACUAUAAGAACCUCUGGACCUAUUUCAGCUUUUAACUGAACUUUUCACUCGAUCGCCUAUCAAAAUUUACCAAAAUACUCUACGCAAUCUUUGCUGUCGCUGUCGCUGUCGCCGUUGUCCUGCUUGGAAUGCUCGACAACCGCAUGAUCAUCAUGAAAAUUACUAGCAUAUUCCGAAUCGGUCUCAAUUCUCCUCCAGAUACGCCACAGGCGCGUCAGGCUCGACCUGCUACCCAAUACCACUCAGCGCCAUCGAACCUGAAGUUGUCUUCACCUGAUGUGCAAAACGACGGAGAAUCAGAAGCUUACUACCCCCCGCUCACCGCUCCGCCGGAACCUGUGGGGUCAUCAGUAGCACCCUUUCAAAGAAGGGAAUGCAUUUUAUUUUACAACAAACAUGAACCUUACUACGAAUUCACUAAUUUCUCGCCACACGACGUUGUCUACGCUGGGAAGAGAUAUCCAACUAGCGAGCAUCUCUUCCAAUCUUUCAAAUUUUUGGACUCCCAGCCAGCCAUCGCGGAGCACAUCCGCAAGUGUGGAGACAGGCCAAGUACUGUGUUCGACGAAGCCCAUCGUCACCAGAAAUGGGUUCGAUCUGACUGGAGACAAGUAAAUGUUGAGAAGAUGGAAGUCACACUUCGGCUCAAGUUCACUCAGCAUACAGAUCUAAAGGCCUUACUUCUUGGCACUGGUGAUGCUGAGUUAGUCGAGAACUCCCCAAGGGACUUCUUUUGGGGGAUAGGUGCUGAUGGCUCUGGACGCAACGAGCUGGGAAAAGCACUUGUGAGAGUGCGCGAUGAGCUUCGACAUGAUGACAAACCAAACAGGGUGCCUCCUGUCAAGCGCGACACGUCCCGAUUUUCGUUGCAAGACCUGACGUCGCUGGUUGUGGCGGCAGCUUCGGCCAAUCCUCCAAUCCAAGCGUCGCAACGCCGCUCCUUUGUUUCUGCGGGCAUGGGAAUUCGCCCGCCCUCAACAGUACUACCUCAGCCUCCAUUCCAGGCGCCACAGCGUCUCUCUAUUGUCCCCACAGGCAUGGCAGUCAGCCCGCAGUCGGCAUCUUAUGACGCCGGGCUAUGCGAGUUUUGCCAGCAGAAACCUAAAUAUCAACACCAUCCUUACUGUGGUAGGACAUGCGCCACACAAGCAGCGACCACGUGUAACCAUUGUCGCAGCAAACCAAAGUACGGCAAGCAUCCUUACUGUUCAAAGACUUGCGCUGUGCAAGCUGGAAAGGCAACCUAGGUUUGAAAAAAUCUUCCCAUUUGGAUAAUUCGUACUGUAAGAUUAUACUGAGUCGUGUGCGAGUCCAUAUUUGCUAUAUAUUACCGUUUUACCAUGUCUGCAUCCACCCAAUUACCGUUGGCCCUUUCACUAAACUAGGCAUGGAUACCCUCAGGGUCAAUUUGAGCAUCAGCGACUAACCACCACCCUCGGCAGAUGUUGCUCUCUUUCUGCUUCGCCAAAUUCAUUUCAAUUCAAUAAGGUGUUUAGUAAUUUCGGAAUACAGC
Molecule: messenger RNA, 1669 nt
Organism: Suillus bovinus
Lineage: Eukaryota; Fungi; Basidiomycota; Agaricomycetes; Boletales; Suillaceae
Product: DUF1768-domain-containing protein
Exons: 8
Coding region: 285-1403 (372 amino acids)
Source: RefSeq, a predicted model, not a curated record